UUCUCCUCAUCAUCUGACCUAAUCACAGUGAUCGCACACAGCAUGAAGCCGAUACUGCUGCUCUUUCUCGUCUCCGCGCUCCUCUUAUCCGCUGCGGUGCCGACGGCGUCGGUAACCUGCAACCCCCUGGAGCUCAGCCCGUGCUCGUCGGCGGUCCUGUCGGGGGCUCGGCCGUCGGCCGCCUGCUGCGCCAAGUUGAAGGAACAGCAGCCUUGCUUUUGUCAGUACAAGAAGAACCCGAGCUUGAAGGACUACGUCAACUCCGACAACGGUAAGAAGGCACUUAAAGCUUGCGGGGUGCCCAUACCCAGCUGCUGAAUGCUUCAAGAGUGACCAUCUUCUCCGUGGGGAGCGUGAUCGCCAUCCAUGCAGAUCCUUCCAUGCCUGCGCUGUGCUAUGUGUGUACAAUAAGCUAGACAUUGACCAAUGUCUAGAGACUUAAUGCUGUUCUUCCUACUACCUUUCUAAGUGGUGACACUUUUAAUUCGAAGGAUCUUUAAAUGCUUA
Musa acuminata subsp. malaccensis (wild Malaysian banana) is the source of this 507-nucleotide messenger RNA. Lineage: Eukaryota; Viridiplantae; Streptophyta; Magnoliopsida; Zingiberales; Musaceae. The record is from RefSeq and is a predicted model, not a curated record.